ACACCUGCCACUGACACCUGCUUCUUAAUUAAUAAGUAAUGAGUGCAAUGAGCCUGAGUCAAGAGAGGUACAUGUUAGCUGGGAUAUAAACAUGGACAUUACUGUUCUCCCCAACAAUAAUCACCCAGAGAAAUUCCUCCAACUUGAUGUAGGGAUGCUACCAGCCACCCACGGGAUGUUCCAGAUAGGAGCAGCACUGUCUGGCCAGAGGCAGUGGCAUAACAGAGUAUACUCACAGGGAGAGCAUAGAGUAAAGAAGGAGGCAGAAAGACCAUCAUCACCAGAGGGCAGGCCUGACUUCAGAGACAAUGAACUGGAACAACACAUCACACCACUCACUCUGAAACCAAAGAUCAAGCAAAACCCACUCUAUGUAGACCUAAGGACUGUUGACAUGGAGGAGAACCAGAGAUAUAAACCAUCCUGGACCAUUGAGGACUAUGACCGACAUUCUUUGCAUGGCAACCUAGCCAGUUAUCAGGAAGAUCCUAGGAAAUUGAAUUUUUGGCUGGAGGAUCUCUACACCCCAGGCUUUGACUCCCUGCUGAAAAAGAAGGAAGCAGAACUUAAAAGGAACAAAAUAUGCAGAAUACUGACUUCAGUCAUUCUGUCAGUUUGCGCAGUUGUGAUCGUUAUCACUGUGCCAAUUGUAGUGACACAUAAAAAAAACUGAUUUCGAAAAUGAAAGCAAGAAGACAGACUUUUAAUUUACCCCAUGGUUCAGCAGAUUAGCAAUGUCUUCUGUCUGUAAGCACAAGCUAUUACUGUUUAUUUUAUUGCUCUUAGGACUGUUAUUACUGUUAGGCCUGAUUGAGGAUUCGCUAUUGUGUUAUGUAAAUAUUGCAUGAGUUUAAACAAGAGUUUGCUCAAGGCAUUAUUUAAAGAAACACAAUAUACAGUAGUGACACUAUAAGGAAUAAUAGCACCACCAAGUGACCAGAAACCAUGUGCAAACCUGACACAAUGUACAUACAUUUAUUACAAGUUACUUAUUGGUUAUAAUGUCUGCUAUUUUAUUGUAAAGCAUUGUAUUAUAAAAAAUAAUAAAAUGGGGGGAAAAAGGAGAUUAGAUUAACCUUAAAUGGAAAGUCUUAAAAAUACUACACCUUGCAUUUGCUCUGGGGAAAAGACACAAAUGUGGACCUAUCACAAAAAAAAGG
Molecule: messenger RNA, 1160 nt
Organism: Ictalurus punctatus (channel catfish)
Lineage: Eukaryota; Metazoa; Chordata; Actinopteri; Siluriformes; Ictaluridae
Gene: minar2
Product: membrane integral NOTCH2 associated receptor 2
Exons: 3
Coding region: 92-673 (193 amino acids)
Source: RefSeq, a predicted model, not a curated record